Molecule: messenger RNA, 2291 nt
Organism: Labrus mixtus (cuckoo wrasse)
Lineage: Eukaryota; Metazoa; Chordata; Actinopteri; Labriformes; Labridae
Gene: msrab
Product: methionine sulfoxide reductase Ab
Exons: 6
Coding region: 145-807 (220 amino acids)
Biological process (GO): cellular response to oxidative stress
Cellular component (GO): cytoplasm
Molecular function (GO): peptide-methionine (S)-S-oxide reductase activity
Source: RefSeq, a predicted model, not a curated record
GCGAGGGGGCAGCAGCGCUUGGACUUCAGCUUUGCUGGUGGGAAACACGGGACCACAGAUACAAUCGAAGGGUAACAAAGAUCAAAUACCCAAGCGAAACAUGUCAAACUUGAUCGCUAUGCAACAGAUUGAUGGUAGCCCAGGAUGCAAGCAAUGUGGCAAAGCGCCGGGUCCGAUGUUUUGGUUCUGGUCCAGCCGCCUACAACCAACCAAGCUAGAAAAGCAACAAAAGACAAGCAUGCAGUCAAUGGGAAUCCCACCAUAGAGCCUUUUCCAGGCGGCAUGGACACCAUCAUGUUUGGCAUGGGCUGUUUCUGGGGAGCGGAGAAACUUUUCUGGAAGCUUUCAAAAGUCUUCUCCACUCAGGUGGGCUACGCUGGAGGCUUCACACCAAACCCCUCUUACGAUGAAGUCCGCACAGGUCUGACCGGGCACACCGAGGUGGUGAGGGUGGUCUUCUCCCCAGAAGCCAUCAGCCUUGAGGAUCUGCUCAAAAACUUCUGGGAGAACCAUGAUCCUACACAAGGUAUGAAGCAGCACAAUGACCGUGGUACCCAGUAUCGUUCAGCCAUCUACACAUCCAGCCCUGCUCAACAGGAGCUGGCGCUGAAGUCUAAAGAGGCCUUUCAGCAGGAUCUGAAUAAGAAAGACUACGGCCCCAUCACUACGGAGAUCCUGGAGGGGCAGCAGUUUUACUACGCUGAGGACUAUCACCAGCAGUACCUGAAGAAGGUACCCAAAGGUUACUGCAGCCUCAAAGGAACCGGCGUCUCCUGCACCACGAUCCCUGCAAAGGAUGAACUGUGAGGGGUCUGCGGUGAGAUAGGGAGGGGGCAAAAAAAGGGAAUUUAUAACGGCUCUUUAUCUUUCUUACUCUUUUUUUCUAAAGAAACUUGAAUCACAUGCAGUUUUUAUUUUUAUAAAUCAAAGCAGAUAUCCUUCCUUAGCCUUAGAGAUCACUACUGUACCAACAUUGUCUCUUUAUAAAUCAUCUGUUCAACAAUAAGUGCUUUAUAUGAACACUGGAAAAACAGAAUCUUUAAAGAUAAGAAGAAAGAUGAAAUGGGCUGCAUCCAAAUUGCCAAGUACCUACUCAAUCUGUCAGUAGGCAGUACCUACUAUCUACUAUAACUAGCUGUAUACUGUUUAGUAUCUACUAAUCAGUAGGCAGAUAUUUGUUCCUACUUCAUCUGAUUCAUUCAGUAUGGAAGUGGCGUCAUUUAUGUUACCCGAACCAUCUGCAUUCACUCGUUUUUUUUUGUUUAGCUUUAUUCAAGAAGAGCAAUGCGCAUAAACAGUCAGGUAAAUAAAAAACAAUAUCACAAGUAAAAACAGAUUAAAUAACUAAAUCACAUACAGUACAUAAAGGAAAGUACAAAUGAAAGACAGUAAUAUACAGAAUAUAAAAUAAACCAAUAAAGACACAUUUAAAUAGUGAAAUCAUUAUUUAAAUAGAGGGGGAAAGGUUUUAUAAUAAUGCAGACAUUUGUUAGAUUUUCUGUUGUUAAUUAAAAGUAGUGAUUUCAGUCGGGACUUUAAAUGAAGAUUAAAUUAAUCCACGCUCGUUUGUUUUGAUUUGGAGGCGCACGUGAAGUGACGAUUUACGUUUAACUCUGCACAGCAUUGUGGGUGGUAAAAUACAAUUAAUUUCCUGAAAGCACGCAUCCGAUCCAUACUGCAUAAAACCCGGAAGUUAGUAUCCAUACUGAAAUGUUCAGUAUACUGAGGUGGACCCAAAAAAAUGACUAUUGAAUGACCAGGAAAGUUCAGUAUACUGAAACUCCCUACUGAAAAGUACUGCCUACUGAACUGUGGCUAUUCGGAAAGGGGCCACGGUUGGUUUGAUGAAACUUUGUCACAGCAGUGCAGCGGCCUGUUGGACUGCAGUGACACUUAGCCGCCACAAGGGGGUGAUGUUUCCCCAAAAUCAAACAUCAGCUCAAGCUGUUUUGUAUUUCUUCCCUUUUUAGUGAGACAUUUUUAAGCCAAGAAACCCUAUAAGUGUUUAUCUUAUGAAGUUGGUUGACUCCAAGAACAUCAGCCGACCUUAUUAAUACGACCAUCCUAAAUCCAGAACAAUGUUACCUCUUGACUGUUAAUGCCUCAGAAAGUUUAAAUGAAUAGUUCUGUGAAGUACAAACACAAAGAGACCAGCUUCAAUCUAUGCAACCUUUUGAUUCAUUUUAGUGGGAAUAAAGUUUAUGAAUGAAUUCUCUUUGAUCAUAAUGCACUGUACUCUACCUUUUUACUGUCUCUCACUCAUUAUUAAAACAAACCUUUUAAAAUAUUUA